AUGAAAAACUUCGUGGCUAAACUGGGAAAGACAUUUGCGGCUGAAAGCAAGGAAUACAAGGAAUAUGAAAGAGCCGUCAAAGCCAUGAUUUGGUCACGAGAUGAGAAGGGGUUUGAAGGCGGUGCCGACAGCUAUAGAAAAGUCAUUAAAGGGACAACCAAAGAAGCAGAGCUUCUAACGUACAUGACAAAGUAUGUAUCGGGUAUUGUCGUGUCCCAAAAAUGGGGUGGUCCUUGGGUCGAGAAACUUGCACAUUUUGGUGCACGUACAACACAACGAGUAGAAGGUGCUCGCUGGCAGCUGAAGAGGAUAUUGAACACUCCUGGAAAGCUAUCACAAUUAUUCAAAUCAUAUCAUCUUUAUCUAAAAAGCAUUGGUUCCAUAUCCCAUUUCGCUAUACGCAUGAUAACGACAGAGUUCAUCGAAGCACGUGGCACAGCCGAUAGUGAGAUUGUGGAUGAUUGCACAUGCGAGACUCGAGUCAAUUACCGGUUGCCAUGCCAACACAUUUCACGUAUGAAAACAUCGAAAGGCCUAUCUCAGCUAGUGAUUGAUCCAGAUGCAUUGGAUCUUCGCUGGCAUUUGAGAAUAUUUGACAAAACGGUCAUGGUUAAGCCUAUAGCUGAUACUGUCAAUGGUAGUUAA
Messenger RNA from Lichtheimia ornata, 645 nucleotides. RefSeq lists its product as uncharacterized. Bases 1 to 645 code for a protein of 214 amino acids. NCBI's taxonomy places the organism in Eukaryota, Fungi, Mucoromycota, Mucoromycetes, Mucorales, Lichtheimiaceae. Gene Ontology annotation, molecular function: zinc ion binding. The transcript is spliced from 3 exons. The record is from RefSeq and is a predicted model, not a curated record.